UAGGGAAUAGUACACCUAUAAAAAGGAAGAAUGUUUUCAGAAGCAGCACAUAAUAAGCAAGAACAACAACAACAACAACCUCUCUUAGUUUGACACUUUAGUAUAGUAUAAUAAUAAGCUGGUAGUUACUUUGGAAAUGGAGUGGUGUCCUCAAAAUGCUAUGAAAGCUUUCUUGCAAACUCUCCAUUUGUGUAAAGUAAAUAAGAUUCAUAAUGCAGUACAAAAGUACGGGUUAGAUGGAAGCAAAAUCAUGGAACCUCAAGGAACGGAGUUACUAUCAGCUUUAGCAGCAGGAAACCAAGCAAGAAUAAUACUAGAAAUCACCACUUCACAUUCCCAACAACAAAGUGUUACACCUUUAACUCUUGGUCUUGCUGUUGCUGCAAACCAAACUCAAGGCAAACUCAUCUGCAUUCGUCCAUCUCUUCAUUCCUGUUACGGGCUUGAACAUGUUGUCGAACACGAAAACAAACACGAACACGACUGCAAUGCUAAUGGUAGUGCAACUGAAUUAAGAGUUGGAGAUCCAUGUGAGGUGGUAACUGAUAUUCGGAACGUCGAUUUUGCUGUCAUUGAUUGCACUAAUCUUGACGCUAAUCGUCUAAGAUUACUAUCUGACAAACUUCAUCUUAAUCCAAGAGGAUUUAUCAUCGUUGCUAAUAAUAUUUUACAUAGAGAACAAGGUGUUGCUCUUGUUGAUCAGAUCUUGAAGGGUAAAAGAGGAAUUCAAUCAUCUGUUACAACUUUGCCUUUAGGAUCAUCACCAGGAUUUCAACUCAUCAUUAAAGUUAAAUCUCAGAAGAGGAGGAAGCACAAGAGAUUUUUUGUCACAUUUGAUGAUUAAAUGAUGUUCUUGUGUUCUAAUUUCUGUUUUUUUUAUCUUUCCAAGUAAAGUUCUGCACAACUUUUAAAAUGUAUAUAUAUGUACAAUAAUUAUAUAUAUACAGUCUCCGUACUCAAA
This is a messenger RNA of Beta vulgaris subsp. vulgaris (sugar beet), 961 nucleotides long. RefSeq lists its product as uncharacterized. The record is from RefSeq and is a predicted model, not a curated record. The coding region runs from base 137 to 844 and encodes 235 amino acids. The transcript has 2 exons. Lineage: Eukaryota; Viridiplantae; Streptophyta; Magnoliopsida; Caryophyllales; Amaranthaceae.